Molecule: messenger RNA, 2322 nt
Organism: Alnus glutinosa
Lineage: Eukaryota; Viridiplantae; Streptophyta; Magnoliopsida; Fagales; Betulaceae
Product: potassium transporter 5-like
Exons: 8
Coding region: 1-2322 (773 amino acids)
Biological process (GO): potassium ion transmembrane transport
Cellular component (GO): membrane
Molecular function (GO): potassium ion transmembrane transporter activity
Source: RefSeq, a predicted model, not a curated record
AUGACAUCCCUUAACGAAAUAAGGCCCAAGGACGAAGACAUUCUUGAGUUGACUCCCGACAUGGAAGAAGAGCUCAAUGAGAAGGAAGUUUCAAGCCAAAAGUUGCGAGUAUAUGACUCGGACUUGGAAGAAUCCGACAGCAUUCCUGGUCGUCAUAAUGGCCAUAACUCCAAGUGGUCAGUGAUCUUAAACCUAGCAUUCCAAAGUAUUGGAGUGGUGUAUGGAGACAUUGGCACAUCCCCAUUAUACGUGUAUGCGAGCACCUUCACCGAUGGGAUUAAGUCCAACGAUGAUAUCUUGGGAGUACUUUCGUUGAUCUACUAUACCCUCACUUUCCUCCCUUUGAUCAAGUACGUGUUCAUUGUCUUACGGGCCAAUGAUAAUGGCGAAGGAGGGACAUUUGCCUUAUACUCUCUCGUAUGCCGGUAUGCCAAGGUGAGUUUGAUCCCGAAUCAACAGGCUGAGGACAGAAACGUGUCAAAUUACAAGCUUGAGUUGCCAAACCGUCGUGUACAGAGGGCGUCGUGGCUCAAGUCUAGGCUGGAGAAGAGCAACUUUGCCAAGGCUUCCCUAUUGUUCGCCUCAAUUCUUGGGACUGCCAUGGUGAUCGGGGACGGCGUUCUCACUCCUUGUAUCUCAGUUUUAUCGGCUGUGGGAGGAUUGAAGGAAGCAACGUCUGCAAUAACAGAAGAUAGGAUUGUUUGGAUAUCAGUAGCCAUCUUGGUCGUCUUAUUCAUUAUUCAAAGAUAUGGGACUGAUAAAGUGGGCUAUUCUUUUUCUCCGAUAAUUUGCAUUUGGUUCGCAUUCAUUGGUGGAAUCGGCAUCUACAAUUUUUUCAAAUUUGAUCCAACUGUUGUUAAAGCCGUAAACCCAAAGUACAUAAUAGAUUAUUUUCGGAGGAACAAAAAAGGAGCUUGGAUUUCGCUUGGUGGCAUUGUUCUCUGUACAACAGGAAGUGAGGCACUAUUUGCAGAUCUUGGCCACUUUUCAGUUCGAUCCAUACAGAUAAGCAUGUGUUUCCUGACAUACCCGGCCAUCAUAUUGGCCUACACGGGACAAGCCUCCUUCCUCCGCAAGCACAAUGAUCUUGUUGCCGAUGUCUUUUUCCGCUCCAUACCAAAAACUUUGUAUUGGCCGAUGUUUGUAGUAGCUGUACUGGCUGCAAUCAUAGCAAGUCAAGCCAUGAUUUCUGGGACUUUCUCUAUAAUACAACAAUCCCUCUCAUUAGGGUGUUUCCCGCGAGUGAAAGUAGUGCAUACAUCGGCGAAAUAUGAAGGACAAGUGUACGUACCUGAAGUCAAUUACCUUCUUAUGCUAGCUUGCAUAGCAGUCACUUUAGGUUUCAGAACCACUGCUCAGAUUGGCAACGCCUACGGGAUAGCGGUGGUUUUUGUAAUGACCCUCACAUCGACAUUCCUAGUACUAAUCAUGAUCAUGAUAUGGAAAUCCCACAUGCUUCUCGUAAUUCCCUACAUUAUAAUUAUUGGGGGCAUAGAGCUUCUCUAUUUAAGUUCAACCCUAUACAAAUUUACCCAAGGAGGAUAUCUUCCUCUAGCUUUUGCGGCAUUCCUAAUGAGUGUAAUGUAUAUUUGGAACUAUGUGUUCAGGAGAAAGUAUUAUUAUGAGCUUGAACACAAAAUCUCUCCACAUAAGCUAAAGCAAAUAACUGCCGACACAAGCUUUUGUCGAAUACCUGGGCUAGCCAUGUUCUAUUCCGAGCUUGUUCAAGGCAUCCCACCAAUCUUCCAACACUAUGUACAGAACGUGCCCGCAUUGCACUCAGUCCUGGUUUUUGUCACCAUUAAAUCUCUCCCCAUAAGCAAGGUUCCGGUCGAAGAGCGCUUCCUUUUUCGUAGAUUAGAUCGGAAAGAGCUUAUCGUGUUUCGAUGCGUUGUGAGAUAUGGAUACACAGAUGUGCGAAAUAAUCAGCAUGAGCCCUUUGAGAAGAUCUUGAUAGAGAGAUUGAAGGAGUAUGUAAAUGAAGAGCAUUGGUUGACCCAAAGAUUGCUCAAUAAUAGUGAGAAUGAUGGAAAGAUUGAAGAUGAGAAUGAGAAUGAGAAUGUGAAGCAAGUUGAAGAUAAAGUUGUGGGACAAGAGGCAGUUGAGAGAGAGAUCGAGGCAGUGAACAAGGCAUCUCACGCGCGUGUUGUUCACUUAAUUGGUGAGACUGAAGUGGUGGCUGGCGCAGGUUCCAGUUUAGGCAAGAGAAUUGUGAUAGAUUAUGCUUACAAUUUCAUGAAGAGGAAUUUGAGACAAAGUACUAACUUGUUUGAUAUUCCUCACAAGAGUAUGCUAAAAGUGGGCAUGAUUUAUGAGCUUUAA